AUGACUUCCGCCGAAUUCGAUGCCGCUGUCACCGCGGUCAACAGCUUCAAGAAGAUGCCUAGCCAGGAUGAUGCUCUCCUUUUCUACGCCUACUUUAAGACUGCUAAGUUCGGAAAGCCCACUGACGGUCGCCCCGGACUGUUUGACAUGAAGGGCCGCUACAAGUACGAUGCUUGGGCUAAGGCAGCCGACGAACUUUCCCCAGAGGAGGCCCAAAAGAAGUACAUCGAACUUUACGAGAGCAAGAAAGCCGAUUACGAGAACUAG
Molecule: messenger RNA, 267 nt
Organism: Morchella importuna
Lineage: Eukaryota; Fungi; Ascomycota; Pezizomycetes; Pezizales; Morchellaceae
Exons: 3
Coding region: 1-267 (88 amino acids)
Biological process (GO): fatty acid metabolic process
Molecular function (GO): fatty-acyl-CoA binding
Source: RefSeq, a predicted model, not a curated record